Messenger RNA from Gaeumannomyces tritici R3-111a-1, 252 nucleotides. RefSeq lists its product as hypothetical. Lineage: Eukaryota; Fungi; Ascomycota; Sordariomycetes; Magnaporthales; Magnaporthaceae. The coding region runs from base 1 to 252 and encodes 83 amino acids. The transcript has a single exon. The record is from RefSeq and is a predicted model, not a curated record.
AUGCGGAACGUCACGGUACGCAUCCACGCAUUUGGCGUCCGCACAAGAGCUGCCGGCCGCAACUUUGCCAUCACCUCCUCGGCCAGGACUGCCCGAAUCUAUCGUCCCGACAUCGAACCUGGGAUCGCGCAAUCGCCCGCUUUCUUCCGAUGCGCCCAUGACCCCGGCACUGUCCCCGCGCCGGGCCACAGAAUCGCACGCGACGCGCGGCCGCCGCAGCUCGCAGCAGCAGCAGCUAUUCCGACCAUAUGA